GCGAAAUAGAAGGAAAUGUGGAACAAUAUUGUGUGUGUGCUUCUGAUCCACGGAUUGUUUGUAAAUGCAUUUCCCGCCAAUGAAGGAGUGGGAAUUAACGCCAAUGACAAACAUCUAACAGUACCUAUACGUGGCAAGGCAGAGUUCAGCGGGACUGCCCCAGCUAGUGGAAGAGCGGCUUUCACUACACAUACACCUUGCCCAGAAGUUACGCUACCAUUUAUUCCUAAUGCGCCAGAAAAUGGUCCUUUACCUAAAAAUAUUAUGCUAGGAGCUACAUUAGCGGACGCCAUUCUCGCAGAGGCCGGUAGAGAAAUAGAUGCCAAAUUGGCUGAAAUAGAUGCGUUCGUAGAAAACGAAUUAGAAAGGAUGGGACCACAAUUACAAGUUGCAAUGAAAGGUGGAGCCACUUCAGACAUAGAGAGUGCUCUUGACUCGACUCUUCAAAAAAUGGAAUCUGAAAUCUCCACAGAAUUAUCUAACUUAGAUAAGUUUAUUGACUCAGAACUAGAAAAAGCUGAAGAAGUAGUAAAAUCAGCACUAAGAAAAGUAGAAUCAGAAAUGGAAAGAAAUAACAACGCAAUCGGUCAAACAGUAACAAAACAAAUGACGGAACAAGAAGCGUUAACACAACUAGCGAUGCUAAUCUUACAAGCGUUUGUUGAAUCAAAACUCGCUGAAACAGAAAAUGUAGUCAAAUCUGAUUUGGAAAAGGUAAAUGCGUUUGUGAAUAAAGAGCUACAAAAGGUCGACGCUACAGCUGAGUCAAGAACAGGUAAAAUAUACAAAGAUGUAGAAAAAGAAUUGGAAAAAACUGAUACGAGAAUGAAAUCGGAAGUUUCAGAAAUAGAAUCGAGAGUAAGAUCAAAACUUGACAAAACAGAAUCACUCGUAGAAUCAGAAUCAGACAAAGUUGGUGAAUUUUUGGAUGCACAGUUGGCUAAAACUGAAACUUUUGUAGAUAUGGAAAUAGCCAAAAUUAAAUCAGUUGUGGAAGCGGAAUUACUAAAAGUUGACAAUGCAUUGGAUGGUGUUAAUGAUUGUUGUACAAUGUACAGUAACAGUGUUCCUAUGAUGCAGCCAGUUCCAUUAUAUCUUCAGAGCUAUCCAGCGUGUGAAACUCUCUGCUACGAAUCAUGUACUCCAAUGCUACCUUAUACUGGCUUCACUCCACCUAUUAUAGGUACUCCGAACCCAACAAUAGCUCUAAACCCAGUGCCUUACGACAGUCAAUGCCUUCGAUACAAUACACAAUGUGCAGCGCCAGUCCUGUACCAUAGGACGCAACUGCCUGCGGUGAACGUCAUACAAGGAACAGCUAGGGCUGUGGGCAACAUCAAACUCUUUGCCCAAUUCCCAUGUCCACCAUUGGAGGCGAACCAAAUAGGCCCGGAUGGAAAGAAAUAUAUAUGGAUUAAGAAGAAAUCUGCUGAUGAAGAAAAACCUUCCCGAAGAAAACUGGAAUUCCCUGAUUUCUCAGAAUUCCCGGAAGCUGCCACAGAAGCCUAUGAGAAACUUCACAGUGAUCCAGAUGAUAGAGCUGAUCUGCCUGUAGGGAGAAAUAUUAAGCACAAAUAAAUAAACAAAUAUAAAU
Molecule: messenger RNA, 1594 nt
Organism: Leguminivora glycinivorella
Lineage: Eukaryota; Metazoa; Arthropoda; Insecta; Lepidoptera; Tortricidae
Exons: 8
Coding region: 16-1578 (520 amino acids)
Source: RefSeq, a predicted model, not a curated record